CGCCUUUUCCGCUUCUGACGCACCUCGAGAAAGAGUGGGUCACUUCCCAAGAUGGCGGGCUUACCGAAGGCUGCGGCGGCGGCUGCGGGCGCAGUAGGGCUUUUUACCAGGCUUCAGACUUCAACUCCAAAAGUAAACGCUUUUUCCACAUCACAGUACUUGCACCAAGGGGCAGGUCCUGUGUGGAACCUGGGUCGACUCAAUCAUGUAGCAAUUGCAGUGCCAGACUUGGAAAAAGCCACGGCGUUUUAUAAGAAUGUUCUGCGGGCCCAGGUAAGCGAGGUGGUCCCUAUUCCUGAGCACGGAGUAUCAGUUGUUUUUGUCAACCUGGGAAAUACCAAGAUGGAACUGCUUCAUCCGCUGGGAAACAACAGCCCAAUUGCAGGUUUUCUGCAGAAAAACAAGGCUGGAGGAAUGCAUCAUGUCUGCAUUGAGGUGGAUAAUAUAAAUGCAGCUGUCAUGGAUUUGAAAGAGAAGAAGAUUCGUAGUCUAAGUGAAGAUCCUAAAAUAGGAGCACAUGGAAAACCAGUGAUUUUUCUCCAUCCUAAAGACUGUGGUGGUGUUCUUGUGGAAUUGGAGCAAGCUUAAUUUAUAUUUGCAAUAAACUUAAAAAUUUCGAUCAAUAUAUACUGGAAAACCCCAUCAAAUUAUACACCAGCUUUGAAUCCUUCACUCUUUCUAUCAAUGAAAAGUUCAAAAUUAAAAACCACAUUGCAGAAAGAGAUUUUUAAAGUAUAUGUAUACAUAUAAUAUAUAUCAAUAUAUAUUUGACAUAUUUGUUAAAUUUUUCUGAUUUGGAAGAAUCCUUGAUUAUUAAAUACUUAGGGAAUAUUAUUAAAAUCA
This is a messenger RNA of Hyaena hyaena (striped hyena), 843 nucleotides long. RefSeq names its product methylmalonyl-CoA epimerase (gene MCEE). Gene Ontology annotation, molecular function: methylmalonyl-CoA epimerase activity. Gene Ontology annotation, cellular component: mitochondrion. The transcript has 3 exons. The record is from RefSeq and is a predicted model, not a curated record. Bases 52 to 588 code for a protein of 178 amino acids. NCBI's taxonomy places the organism in Eukaryota, Metazoa, Chordata, Mammalia, Carnivora, Hyaenidae. Gene Ontology annotation, biological process: L-methylmalonyl-CoA metabolic process.